AACGUGGAAAGAACUCCCACCGUCUCGUACCACCACACCACGUCAAUUCUCUCUCCUCUCCGUAAUUCUCAUUCCCAAAGUUCAACCAGUUUUCUCCCAUUUUUUCUCCUUAUUUUCUUCCCCUGUAAAAUCUUAGGCAAAUCAAAACCCUUAACAUUCUGAUUUCGAAGGUUUCUUCCUUCAACACUUUCACUGUUCUUCACACCAAAAAAAAUCACCAUGAAUAUCUUCAGAUUUGCUGGCGACAUGACUCAUUUAAUUAGUAUUCUAGUGUUACUUCUCAAAAUUUAUGCUACUAAAUCAUGUUCAGGCAUCUCUCUGAAGACACAAGAGCUAUAUGCACUUGUAUUUUUGACUCGCUACCUCGAUCUAUUCACAGAUUUUAUAUCUGUCUAUAAUACUGUGAUGAAGUUUGUGUUCAUUGUGAGCUCUUUGGCUAUUGUUUGGUGUAUGAGGUUCCACCCUGUCAUCAGCCGUUCAUAUGACAAAGCUCUUGAUACUUUCCGAUAUUACUUUAUUGUCCUCGGAUGCUUUGUUUUGGCGCUGCUCAUUCAUGAGAAGUUCACCUUGCAAGAGGUUUUGUGGGCAUUUUCUAUAUACUUGGAAGCUGUUGCUAUUCUUCCCCAGCUUGUCCUGCUACAAAGAAGUGGAAACGUUGAUAACUUGACAUCUCAAUAUGUUUUCUUUCUUGGGGCAUAUAGGGCAUUCUACAUCUUCAAUUGGAUCUACCGCUACUUUACAGAGAUAUAUUUCACUCGAUGGAUAGCUUGUGUCUCUGGUCUUGUCCAAACUGCCCUCUAUGGAGAUUUCUUUUACUACUACUUUGUCAGCUGGAAAAACAAUUCAAAACUUAAGUUGCCAGCUUGAAUCUUAGAGGUGAAGAACAGAACUAAUAUUGAAGGAUGAUCUACUAACACGUUUGGCACAAAUGGCGGUCGAGGUUUUGUGAUUUUGGUUCCGAUACCAUGAUGGCAUUUUUGUAUCGGAAACUUGUGACUUGUGAGUGUGUGUGGUCUUGAAUAGGGAGGUCUUUUCCUUUACAAAGAUCAGAUCAAACAAUGUCUAGUGUAAGGAUGUAUGUCUUCAUUGGCCAUCAGUAAAUGUGUAAAAAUUAGGAUGUUACCUCGUAUAUGCGAUGCAAAGUGAAGAUAUGGAGAAUUGGAGAUGUCUGUCAGAUGCACAAACUAGGGUUUAGGUAUACACAUUUUAUAAAAUUAGUAAAUUUCAUUUAUAUUC
Messenger RNA from Beta vulgaris subsp. vulgaris (sugar beet), 1236 nucleotides. RefSeq names its product ER lumen protein-retaining receptor A. Gene Ontology annotation, biological process: endoplasmic reticulum to Golgi vesicle-mediated transport; protein retention in ER lumen. The record is from RefSeq and is a predicted model, not a curated record. Gene Ontology annotation, molecular function: ER lumen protein retrieval receptor activity. NCBI's taxonomy places the organism in Eukaryota, Viridiplantae, Streptophyta, Magnoliopsida, Caryophyllales, Amaranthaceae. The coding region runs from base 220 to 867 and encodes 215 amino acids. The transcript has 6 exons. Gene Ontology annotation, cellular component: cis-Golgi network; membrane; endoplasmic reticulum.